This is a messenger RNA of Cricetulus griseus (Chinese hamster), 1264 nucleotides long. The record is from RefSeq and is a predicted model, not a curated record. NCBI's taxonomy places the organism in Eukaryota, Metazoa, Chordata, Mammalia, Rodentia, Cricetidae.
CCACCGCUGCCUCCUCCACGGUGUUCCUGGAGCCUUGCUUGGAAGGGUGACUCACUCUGUUUUCUGUCCCCUCCCACUGUAUCCUGUGUGUGAUUAAACGUGAUCAGCCAACCUCCUGCUCCUGUAGCCAUGCCCUGUGUCGUGGUGGGCCCAAAUGCAUCUGGGUAUCUGGUUGGCAGGAACAACGCAAACGGAGUGGACCUGAACCGCAACUUCCCCGACCUCAACACCUACUUCUACUACAACGAGAAGUAUGGCGGCCCCAACCACCACUUACCCCUCCCAGACAACUGGAAAAGUCAGGUGGAACCCGAGACCAGGGCCGUGAUCCAGUGGAUUCGCUCCCUAAACUUCGUUCUGUCGGCCAAUCUGCAUGGCGGGGCUGUGGUGGCCAAUUACCCAUAUGACAAGUCCCUGUUCCGAAGUCCUCACCGCACCUCCAAUUCCCCCACACCAGAUGACCAGCUCUUCCAGACGCUGGCCAAGGUCUACUCCUAUGCCCAUGGAUGGAUGCACCAAGGUUGGAACUGCGGUGAUUACUUCCCAGACGGCAUCACCAACGGGGCGUCCUGGUACUCUCUCAGUAAGGGAAUGCAAGACUUUAAUUAUCUCCACACCAACUGCUUUGAGAUCACACUAGAGCUGAGUUGCAACAAGUUUCCCCGCCAAGAGGAGCUGCAGCGGGAGUGGCUGGGUAACCGGGAAGCCUUAAUCCAGUUCUUGGAACAGGUUCACCAGGGCAUCAAGGGAAUGGUGCUUGAUGAGAACUCUAACAACCUCACAGGGGCUGUCAUUUCCGUCAGUGGGAUCAAUCACGAUGUCACUUCAGGUGAACAUGGGGAUUACUUCCGUCUGCUGCUUCCGGGUACUUACAUUGUCACUGCCAAGGCACCAGGGUAUGACCCCAAAACAGUGACUGUGACAGUGGGGCCUGCGGGACCAGCACUGGUCAACUUCCAACUCAAUCGAAGCACGUCUCAGGUGCACCCUGCGCAGAAAGCUCCCGGCCGAGGACAAGGAAGCAGGCCAAAGCAGCCCCGGAUAACCAGAAAGAAAGACACGGCAACAAAGCGGCAUCGAGGUCCUGCCUGAAGCCCAGCACCCAGGGCCUCACACAGCAAGGCCGGGUCCCUCCUCUCAAAUCCCAUGGCCAUGCUUCUCUUGUAUUAUCUGGGACAUAUUCAGACACAGGCACAUGCAGAACAGGUCCAAGUGUUUCUGCCUCCCCUAGGCCAGUAUUAAAGGAGUCGGAACCUUCCGGAAA